Solea solea (common sole) is the source of this 3728-nucleotide messenger RNA. RefSeq names its product La ribonucleoprotein 1, translational regulator (gene larp1). Gene Ontology annotation, molecular function: RNA cap binding. Gene Ontology annotation, biological process: positive regulation of translation; mRNA stabilization. The record is from RefSeq and is a predicted model, not a curated record. The transcript is spliced from 22 exons. Lineage: Eukaryota; Metazoa; Chordata; Actinopteri; Pleuronectiformes; Soleidae. The coding region runs from base 270 to 3728 and encodes 1152 amino acids. Gene Ontology annotation, cellular component: cytoplasmic stress granule; cytosol.
UGGUCUCGCGUGGUGGGGAUCAUCCAUAUUGCUGCUGGUGGAGGAGAUAAGGUUGUAAUCCUGAGAAGCCUUCGGACACGUUUCUUUAUAUUUUCUUGUACAUAUGUUUUAACCAGCACCUGCUGCUCUGCGUCUUCGACUGAAGCUCGUUGGUCUAGGAGCGGCAGAAUCCGCGGAACAACUUCACAUUUCCUUGAAAUUGAAGACAAAUUCGGGCCAGGGGAAGGACUGGUAAUCCUGAGGGGAAGAAGAAAGACGGUGGUGGGGAAAUGGCCACUCAGGUGGAGGCUCUCCUGCCCGGCAAUCCGCUCGCCAAAGCGGAGGAGCACGGCAAAAUGAUUGGAGGUGAGCCGGAGGAAGAGGUUGGCGGCCGGGGCGACGGGGCCAAGCGGCAGACUGAUGUCGCCGACCAGGGGAGCAGCAGCAGUAGCAGUAGCAGCAGCAGCGGCGGCGGCAGCAGCCCCGAGAAGGGAGGCACCCCUGGUGCGGAGGAGCAGAGCUCCAAAGAGCCGACGGAGGAGAGCAAAGAAGACUGUGACAGCGACGACAAGCAAGGCGAGGAGGGAGUUAAGAGCAGCAGAAAGGAGUUUACUGAAGCUCCCCCGCCCAAGGUGAACCCGUGGACUAGGAAAAUGAACGCCGUGACCGUGGUCAGCGUGAAUGGACAAGCACACCACGGUGCAGGACUGAGCAGCAGUGUCAGUGGAGUCUUACGUGAGUCCACUGGCCCCGCCAAGGUGGUGAGAGCAGGGAACCCACCCAAACCCAGACGAGGAGGAAAGGUUGGAGAUUUUGGCGACACAAACAGCUGGCCGACACCAGGGGAGAUCGCGACUAAAGACAUGCAGAUCGAGGCAGUGACACGGACCGUGUCCUGCCCGCCGACUGUCAGGCAGGUCAGGGACUCGUGGAGAUUCACUGUCCCCAAGAGGACGACGGCCAAGAAGGAGUCAAAGGAGAAGAGGGAGAGCAACGAGGAGAGCAAGGAGAACCUGAAGGCCAAGUCUGACGACUCUGGAGAGGAGAAGAAUGGCGACGACGACUCCCAGAAGAACGGCCCGAAGAAAAAAGGAAACAAGCAGAAGUGGGUUCCUCUGAUGAUCGAGGUGAAGUCGGAGGGUCCACGAGAGCGAUCGGCCUCCAGGAACAACAGCCGACAGAACGACAACCCCCGCCUCCCUCCUAACGCCAGGAACGACCUGAGAGACUGGCACAGUCAGAAAUACGAGCGGGAGUGGCGCGACGAUCACGACGAAGUGUCCAGCGUGAAGAGCGAGGGAGCGCCGUUCCGCGGAGGUUUCAGGGGACGCGGACGUGGACGAGGAAGAGGACGUGGACGAGGCAGAGGCGCCGGCAGAGGCCACUAUGACUUUCACUACGGCUACAAGUCGUACGAUAUGAAAGACGGACCCUACGGCCAGAAGUUCGGUAAUUCUGUGACCUACUACUACGACAACAUGAGCAGCAACGACGUUUACGCCGUGGACCAGGACCUGCUGAAGGACUACAUCAAGAGGCAAAUCGAGUACUACUUCAGCCUGGAAAACCUGGAGCGGGACUUCUUCCUUCGGAGAAAGAUGGAUGAGGAGGGAUUCCUGCCCAUCGCACUCAUCGCCAGCUUCCACAGAGUUCAGGCUCUCACCACCGACGUCAACACCAUUCUGGAGGCUGUGAAGGACAGUAAGGAAGUGGAGAUAAUCGACAUGAAGAUCCGUCGGAAGGUGGAUCCUGACAAGUGGCCUCUUCCGGGCCUGAAUAUGCCGAACCAGACCCACACCGACUUCUCCCAGCUCAUAAACUGCCCCGAGUUUGUCCCGAGACAAAUGCCCGAGGACUCCAGCGGUUCCCCGCGGGCGUCCACACCGUUGAAGCAAAAAACCAAGACUGAAGCAGACACCUCUAACCUUAAGACCAUGCCCAAGGGCCUCUCAGCCAGCCUCCCUGACCUCGACUCCGAGUCCUGGAUCGAGGUCAAGAAGAGGCCCAGGCCGUCCCCCGCCAGACCCAAGGUCAGCACAGAGAAGGCCCCCUCGUUGCAGCAGCAGCAGAAGGAAAAGGACGAGUCGAGUCGCUCCCCGGUGCAACAGCCUGGCUCCACACCCGCUCCUGCUACUCCAGGAAACAAGGACGGAGCCGAGCAGGACGAACCGGAGGAGCUGGACUUCAUGUUCGACGAGGAGAUGGAGCAGAUCGACGGGCGGCGCAACACGUUCACCGACUGGUCGGACGAGGACACGGACGGCGAGAUCGACGACCACGACGUCAACAAGAUCCUGAUCGUCACACAGACGCCGCCGUACCUGCGGAAGCAUCCCGGCGGCGACCGCACCGGCCACCACACGUCACGCUCCAAGCUGAGCAGCGAGCUGGUGAAGGUGAUCAACGACGGGCUCUUCUACUACGAGCAGGACCUGUGGGACGACACGUACGAGCCCGAGUACGCCACCAUCAAGCAAGAGGUGGAGAACUUCAAGAAGGUCCACCUGAUCACCCGGGAAGAGUUUGACUGCCUGACCCCUGAGCCCCCAGUUGACCCCAACCAGGAAGUCCCACCUGCUCCACCGCGACCCCAGCAGAUCCCCACAGACGCUCUGGCAAACAAACUCUUCGGCGCCCCGGAGCCGUCCUCGAUAGCUCGCUCUCUCCCGACGACUGUGCCUGACUCGCCCAACUACCGCAGUGCCCGCACGCCCCGCACACCUCGCACGCCUCACCGCAAGGACCCCACCAUGACGCCGCGCUUCUACCCCGUGGUGAAGGAGAGUCGGCCCGUCGACGCCAAAACACCCAGGAAGAGGAAGACCCGGCACAGCUCCAAUCCACCCAUGGAGUGCCACGUGGGCUGGGUGAUGGACUCCAGAGAGCAUCGGUCACGUACUGCCUCUGUCAGCUCCAACGCCAGCCCGUCAGAAGGAACCCCUGCCCUGGGGAACAUUGGCUGUACGCCUCAGUCGCUGCCUAAGUUCCAGCACCCGUCACACGAGCUGCUCAAAGAGAACGGCUUCACGCAACACGUUUACCACAAGUAUCGCCGGCGCUGCCUAAACGAGCGAAAGCGUCUGGGAAUCGGUCAGUCCCAGGAGAUGAACACGCUCUUCCGUUUCUGGUCGUUUUUCCUGCGCGAUCAUUUCAACAGGAAGAUGUACGAGGAGUUCCGACAGCUGGUGGUCGAGGACGGGAAAGAAGGAUACAGGUACGGUCUGGAGUGUCUCUUCAGGUACUACAGCUACGGUCUGGAGAGGAAGUUCAGGCCAGACAUCUUCAAGGAUUUCCAGGAGGAAACGAUGAAAGACUAUGAAGCUGGCCAGCUUUAUGGACUGGAGAAGUUCUGGGCUUUCCUUAAAUAUUCCAAAGCCAAGAACUUGGAGAUCGACGCCAAGCUGCAGGGAUGUUUGAGCAAGUUCAAGCGACUGGAAGAUUUCAGGAUCGACCCCCCCAUGGAGGAAGGCGGCCGCAGAAGACACUCGUCCAGCGGGGACGGUCGGCGUCGUCAUCUCUCGCAGCCUUCCAGUCGCCCCCACAGCCAGGCCGGCUCAGGCCCCGCCCCCGCGGCAGCGUACAGUCACGCCGCUGCUGCCGCCGCCAAACUCGCCAGCCAGAAAACAGCGAGCGCGGCUGCGGCUCCUGCGACUGCGGCUCCUGCGACUGCGGCUCCUGCGACUGCGGCUCCUGCGACUGCGGCUCCUGCGACUGCGGCUCCUGCGCCUGACGCCAAGACGCUGAAGUAA